This is a messenger RNA of Neofelis nebulosa (Clouded leopard), 5353 nucleotides long. RefSeq names its product apolipoprotein B receptor (gene APOBR). NCBI's taxonomy places the organism in Eukaryota, Metazoa, Chordata, Mammalia, Carnivora, Felidae. The transcript has 4 exons. Gene Ontology annotation, biological process: triglyceride metabolic process; lipid transport. Gene Ontology annotation, molecular function: very-low-density lipoprotein particle receptor activity. The coding region runs from base 66 to 4532 and encodes 1488 amino acids. The record is from RefSeq and is a predicted model, not a curated record. Gene Ontology annotation, cellular component: membrane.
CUGGCUUGUCUCAGUGGGUGGGGACGGUCAUUUGUCGGCUUUCUGGACACACAGAGACAGACAGGAUGGAUUUCCUCCGGCUCCAUCUCCCUGGGCUGCAUCAGGCCUUGAGGGGGGCAUUGGAUUCCCUCAGCACCUUUGUCUCCUACCUUAUGGGCGAUGAGGUCCCCACUGUAGAGAGGAGGGAGGCAAGGGCAGCUGAGGAACUGGGGGAGGUGGCUGCAGGAAGGCCAGAGGAGACUGAAGAGAAGGGAGCCCAGGAGGCCCUUGAGGGCCUUGGAGGCAGCCAAAGCAAGGAGGGUGGAGGGCUGAGAGAGCCUAGAGAGGCUGGAAGGUACCAGGAGGGAGGUUCAGCUACAAAACAGACCUGGGAUUGGGAAGAAGGCAGCUCCCAUGGGUCUCAAGCAAACAGGCAGCUCACUGGGGCCUGGGAAGCAGCCAAGACUGCCAGGUGCCAGGAGCCCAGUGCCCACUUAGAGGCCAAAAAGACGUCUGAGGCAGGGUCUAAGGCUGGUCGAGACAACGGCAGCCAAACCCAAGAGAGUCGAGGGCCCAAUGAGCAGGAAGUGAACAGAGAGGAGACACGGAGAACCUGGGAACAGGAGGAGGAGGCGGAAGAGAUCAGGGAAGGGAAACCAGGGGUGGCCGGAAAGGCGGAGUCAGAAUGGACCUGGCAGAGGGAGCCCGAGGGGAAGGUAGCAGGGGACAGCAGGGAGUCAUUAGAGCAGGUGUUCAAGGAGGCAGUUGCAGAGGAGAUCCAGGCGCCUAGAGCCAAAGAGGCUGGGAAGGAAGGAGAGGUGAUGGUGGUCCUAAGGGGUAGCCAAAGCACAAGGGUAGAGAAAACACGGGAGUCAGGGACAGAAUCUGAGGCUGGGACAACCUCAGGCAGGGAGGAAGAGGCCAGGACAGCCUCAGGCAGGGAGGAGGCAGAGACAACCUCAGGUGGAGAGGAGGAGGCCAGGACAACCUCAGGCAGGGAGGAGGAGGCCGAGACAACCUCAGGCAGGGAGGAGGAGGCCGGGACAACCUCAGGCAGGGAGGAGGAGGCCGGGACAACCUCAGGCAGGGAGGAGGAGGCCGGGACAACCUCAGGGGGAGAGGAGGAGGCCAGGACAACCUCAGGCAGGGAGGAGGAGGCCGGGACAACCUCAGGCAGGGAGGAGGAGGCCGGGACAACCUCAGGGGGAGAGGAGGAGGCCGGGACAACCUCAGACAGGGAGGAGGAGGAGGCAGAGACAACCUCAGGCAGGGAGGAGGAGGCUGGGACAACCUCAGGUAGGGAGGAGGAGGCCGGGACAACCUCAGGGGGAGAGGAGAAGGCUGGGACAGCUUCAGGCAGGGAGGAAGAGGCUGGGACAAUCUCAGGGGGAGAGGAGGAGGCCGGGACAACCUCAGACAGGGAGGAGGAGGAGGCAGAGACAACCUCAGGCAGGGAGGAGGAGGCUGGGACAACCUCAGGUAGGGAGGAGGAGGCCGGGACAACAUCAGGGGAAGAGGAGGAGGCCGGGACAACCUCAGACAGGGAGGAGGAGGAGGCAGAGACAACCUCAGGCAGGGAGGAGGAGGCCGGGACAACCUCAGGGGGAGAGGAGGAGGCCGGGACAACCUCAGACAGGGAGGAGGAGGAGGCAGAGACAACCUCAGGCAGGGAGGAGGAGGCUGGGACAACCUCAGGUAGGGAGGAGGAGGCCGGGACAACCUCAGGGGGAGAGGAGGAGGCUGGGACAGCCUCAGGCAGGGAGGAAGAGGCUGGGACAACCUCAGGGGGAGAGGAGGAGGCCGGGACAACCUCAGACAGGGAGGAGGAGGAGGCAGAGACAACCUCAGGCAGGGAGGAGGAGGCUGGGACAACCUCAGGUAGGGAGGAGGAGGCCGGGACAACAUCAGGGGGAGAGGGGGAGGCCGGGACAACCUCAGACAGGGAGGAGGAGGAGGCAGAGACAACCUCAAGCAGGGAGGAGGAGGCUGGGACAACCUCAGGGGGAAAGGAGGAGGUUGGGACAGCCUCAGCCAGGGAGGAAGAGGCUGGGACAACCUCAGGGGGAGAGGAGGAGGCCGGGACAACCUCAGACAGGGAGGAGGAGGAGGCAGAGACAACCUCAGGCAGGGAGGAGGAGGCCGGGACAACCUCAGGUAGGGAGGAGGAGGCCAGGACAGCCUCAGGCAGGGAGGAAGAGGCUGGGACAACCUCAGGGGGAGAGGAGGAAGCCGGGACAACCUCAGGCAGGGAGGAGGAGGCCGGGACAACCUCAGGUGGGGAGGAGGAGGCCGGGAUAACUUUAGGUAGGGCAGAGGCCGGGACAACCUCAGUUGGGAAGGAAGGUAACCUCUCGGGAGCCAGGGAGCCAGAAUAUGGGGAAGCAGUCUCUGGAGAAAGGAUCUCAGAGGGCACUGGGAGGACUUGGGCAAUAGAGGAGGCCACCAGGGAAGACCAGGAGGAGGAGGUGGAUGAGAAGAGAAAGGCUGAGAUGAGCGUUUCCCCCAAACAGAGCCAGGCUCUAGGAACUGAGGGCGUGGAGGAAGCAGUGAAGGACCAGCCGGCAGGGAGGGAGUCUGCAGGAGGCCAGGGGUCAGAGGGGGAGGGAGAGGGGUUUAAGGUCCAGGCAGAUCGGGAUGGGGAAGAGGCCGAGGGGAGGCAAGCCUUGGUGAACAGGACUGUUGCCUUUGGUCUGGAGGAGGUGGUGCAGGCAGAGAAGGCCAAAGAGGAGGGAGAGAGUUGCUGGAUCGCUGAGGCUGAGUUGCCCAAGAACAAAGUGGCAAACGAGGCUGAAGGCGAUGCUGGCUUGGAGGCAACCCCGGAAGCCAGGCUUGAGAAGGAGUGCAGGGGGGAGAAGAGCGAGGGGGAGGCUCAGACAGGUGGAGAAGGGCUGGCGUUGGAGGGCAGUGGCCUUGAGCACGAGGUCACCGAAGGCCAGGACCCUGAGCUGAUGGCCGCCCCCCAGACCCCAACAGAGCAGCCUGAGGAAGGACUGGGGGAAGAGGAAGAGCCCCGGGGCAUUCCAGCCCUGAACAAAGAGGAGACAGAAAGGAGCCCAGAGGAAUACCCCAGAAACCUGGGGUAUGGAAAGCCUGGUGCCUCUGGGACUGAAGCCCAGAGGAGGGACUUGGAGGGAGGGGAUUCCCACAAAGAAAAAGCAGAUGCUGAAGAGGGGGAGGAGGAGGCUGUAGGAAGCCAGGCAUCAGAGGAGGCCGAGGAGGCCGAGGAGGCCGAGGGAGGCCAAGAGUCUGCGCUCCCAGAUGUCCUGGAGGCAGGUGGGGAGUGGAAGAAAGCUGAGGAAGCAGGGUGUGGAGCAGAGGAGGGAGAGGCCCGCGGAGCACAGAGCCAGGAGCCGGGUGGAAGGUUCAGCGCAGGGGCAGGGGCAGGUCGGGCACUGGGGAAGUCAGAUGCCCGAGACACCGAGGAUGAGGAGGCAGAGGCCACGGUGCCCUGCAGGGCAGACACGACAUCCAGCGGAGUUUGGGGGCUGGAGGAGGCGGCUCUGAGCCUCCAGGACAGUGAGGACACAGGGGUCAGUUCUUCGGCUGCUGAGAUAGCGGGGGACAAGGCCGAUGGGAGGGCUGCUGCACCUGGGAGAGGGCCCAAAAGAGAGGCUGGGGAAGCUUGGGAAUCAGAAGGGAGGCAGGAGGCUGGGGGAGGAAAGGAGCUAGUGGAGGCUGCGUGGGAAAAAACCCAAGGGGGGCCAGAGUUUGGCCUGGAGGGCUCAGCAGACAUGGAGAUAAAUAGCAGAGGGGGCCCAGAAGAGGCUUUUGAGGCCGGAGACGGUGAGCCCAGGGGAGAGUGCGCAGAGGUCAGGGAAUCUGCAGCGGCAGAGGGAGGCUGUGGGAUGGACGGCUUUACCUGGGGUUCCCAGGUGGCGAGGGCAGAGGGCGCCACGGCCACGGUAGAGGCCGAGGGGCUCCCAGGAGGGCAGACGCCGCCGCGGGAACAGGAGGCUGCGGGAUGGCAGUUAAAGGAGCAGGGGCAAGGCGGUGAGGGGCAGCGUGGGGACCUCCACCCUGAGAAAGAGGCACAGAGGCCCCUUGACGUGGAGGGUGUUGAGGUGACUGAAGACCAGAGGGCGGAGGCCGAGGAGAUUGUUCCAGAAGGCCCGGAGGACAUCCAGGGCCAGGAGGACCAGUCAACAUACCAGGAGCCUGGGCCACGUGGAGAGACGGCAGCAAGUACCGGAGGGGAUGCUCACGGCAGCUGGAGUGAGGCCCUGCUUCCUGGGUCUCGCCUGGACGUCUCUGUCUCGAGGAGCCGUGUACUCCUGUCUCGAAGCUCCUCCCAGCGUCGCUCCCGGCCCUCUUUCCGACGGACCCCGGCCCCUGAGCGGCAGGAGGAGCCUCCGAGCCCCCCCCCUGAGGAAGAGCCAUCAGCCCCCGAGCAGAGACUUCUCCGGCCAGAGGAACCCCCGGAGGCAAGCCCCCCAAGGCCUGAAGGGACCCCACCGCCAGCCAGGAGAAGGCCCCUGGGACACGGGUUUGGCCUUGCCCACCCCGGCAUGAUGCAGGAACUGCAGGCCCGACUGGGCCGGCCCAAACCCCAGUGAGCGCCCCGAGCCCCUGGGAGCCGGGCCCUGAAUGAGCAUCAGAAGGAUCCACCAAAUCCUGCUUGGCCUAUCUCCCUCCGCCACUUUGGACACACCCUUUUCCACCCUCUGGGCCUUGGUUUCUUGGUGUGUCAAGCUCGGAGCAGACAGAGGCAGACAUCCUCGAGAAGCGUGAACUGGAGGAGUCUGACUGCAAUGUGGCUGAUGCACACCCCGCCCCCCCGACCCCUGGCCCUCUGGGAGCGCGCCCCUCAUGGCCCGUCCUGAUCACGCCUCCGGCGCAUCUCUGCUGUCUGCAGGACCGAGGGGACGGGACAGUUCUCCUCGCGGCCUUCCCUCCCCGACCUCUCCGGUCCCCACCCAGGCCUCCAGAGGGCAGUGCAGUGGGAACCCAAAGCUCGGCGGGGUGGGCGCUAGCCCGGAGGAGAGGGGUCAGGAGGCCCUCUGGACCUCCAUCUGCAAUCAGAGGUUGAUGGGACAGAUCAGUGGCCUUGAGCUUUGAAAAACUCACGGCUCUGCAGGUUACUGUGGCAACCACCAGCCCAGCAAGCCAGUCUGGGGGAAGGUGGGCCAGGAGCCCCCGAAAUUUAGGAGCAGAGAGGGGUCCAGGGCGGCCAGAGACUACAGACCCCCCCCCCCAGACCCUUUUGUCCUUUGGCAUCAGGCACCCCUUCUGGGAAAAGAAGCCGAGGCUGAGAGAGGAUGACAGUGCUUUAUUCGGCACCCCGCACGGUGGCCUAGCUCGGGGACAACUAGCCGGCUCUGAAACAAUAAAUAAACCAUCACUUUCCUAAACAAUAAAUAAAUAUCCAAGAAAUAAA